Messenger RNA from Pogona vitticeps (central bearded dragon), 1666 nucleotides. The record is from RefSeq and is a predicted model, not a curated record. Lineage: Eukaryota; Metazoa; Chordata; Lepidosauria; Squamata; Agamidae.
AAUCUGGAGCAAUUGUAUGUCUUUGGUAGAAUCCUCGUUCCAUUCUGUUCCAUUUGGAGGAGACUCGGCUAGUGCUGAAGCUGAUAAAAAGCCAGAUGAAAUGGAGGUUUGGAGCAAAGAGGACCUCCUGGACAGAACAGCACAGACCAACCUCCACGGCGAAUUCCUCAGCCCAGAGGUUCAGCGCCAACAUUUCCGGGCAUUGAGCUACCAGGAGGAUGAAGGUCCCCGGGCGGUUUGCAGCCAACUCCAUCGUCUCUGCUGCCAGUGGCUGAAGCCAGAAAAACACACCAAGGCGGAGAUCCUGGAUCUGGUGAUCCUUGAACAGUUCCUGAAGGUCCUUCCAGCAAAGAUGGGGAUGUGGGUCAGAGAAUGUAGGCCGGAAUCCACUUCGCAGGCCGUGUCCCUGGCAGAAGGUUUCCUCCUGAGUCAGAGGGCAUAUAAGAAGCAAGCAGAGCAGCUGGAGUUUUCAGAAUUCUUUGGCUUUCCCCAGGCACCAGAAUCUCUGUCAGACCCAACAAGGAGGCAUCAGUGCCUGAAGAAUAUAAAGGAAAAGAGCAGACGAUCUGCCCUGCGAGACGUUAGAACCAUGUUGGAGACAGAUCCUCGCUCCUCUCUCCGUUGUGAAGGAACGGAAACAGCACCUGUGCGGAUGGAACAGGGUCCCGUCACUCUUGAGGACGUUGGUGUGUCUUUCACAGGGGAGGAGUGGGCGCUGCUGGAUCCAGGCCAGAGGGCUCUGCACUGGGAAGUCAUGGAGGAGAAUUUGGCUCUCCUGGUGUCUCUCGGUAAGCUUUCCUUUCCCUCAUAGCCCUCUUCAGAGUGUUUGUCACUUUCAUGAAGGAUCAAAUCCCAAACAACACAAAAAAUAGCAACAGGAAUCUUGUGUUAAAUUUAUCUCAUUCUCUGUUUUUGCGGACUACAAUCCAAAGUGGUCGGGUGUCUAAAGAAGUGGACCACAAACAAAACGGCUGACACUGAAAUAAAUGUGUUAGUCUUAAAGGCUUCAUGAUAAAUUAAAGUUCCACUGAUGAAACCAUUUCAUGAGCAGCUCCACAAUAUCAAAUGGUCUAUCUAUAGCCUCGUGAUGCUUCUUUCUGACAAGUUUCUGCUUCAUUGUGGUUAAGGUGGUUUAUAUUUAAUUGGUGGUGUUGAGGUUGUUACAGAACAUCCAGUUUUUCUUUUUUUUUCUUUCAGCUCCAAGGGGGGCUGAAGGCAGGUUGAAGGAAGAACUGUUUCAAGUAUGCUUUGAAAAAGUCACGGAAGAAGGAAAACGCCAGAGAGAUAAAACAGAAAUUGAAGAGAAGGGGAAUGAAUCUUUUAUUUUCUCACAUGGAAAUAUUCUUGAACAUUUUUUCCGGGAAGGAGUAGAUGAAAGCAACACAAGUCUUAAGGGCAAUGAAAGUCUUGCUGGGCAGAUCGGUCUAAAUGCUCAGUGGGAGAUCCACCGAGGGAGAAAAAUGAUAGAAUGCUCAGAAUACAGUGAGGAUUUUUGUGAUGCUUUAUCCCCAGAAAAAUAUCUGACAAUGCGGAGAGAAGAGGAACCCAUUAGAUGCACAGAGUCUGACAAGGGCAUCGGUCAGAGUACAGACCAUACUUCUCACAUGAGACUCCAGACAGGGGAGAAACCAUUUGAAUGCCUGGAAUGUGGAAAGAAGUUCAGCCA